AGCGCAGCCACUGCGUUAUUCAAAUCGGCGGCGCGGCCGGCGGAAAGCCUGGCCACACAGUCGGCUGGACCCGGCCGUAGUGUCACCUUCCACCGCCAUGCACCGCGCCCCGCGCUGACGGACCUCCGGGCCGGAGGGGGAAGGCAUGGAGAAUCGGAGUGUGCCCCCGGGUCCUUAUCGGGCCACCAAGCUGUGGAAUGAAGUUACGACAUCUUUUCGAGCAGGAAUGCCUCUAAGAAAACACAGGCAACACUUCAAAAAAUAUGGCAAUUGUUUCACAGCAGGAGAAGCAGUGGAUUGGCUUUAUGACCUAUUAAGAAAUAAUAAUAAUUUUGGUCCUGAAGUAACAAGGCAACAGACUAUCCAAUUAUUGAGAAAAUUUCUUAAGAAUCAUGUCAUUGAAGAUAUCAAAGGGAGAUGGGGAUCAGAAAAUCUUUAUGACAACGGUCAGCUAUUCAGAUUUCCUGCAAAUUCUCCACUUAAAACUCUUCCACGAAGGCAUCCAGAAUUGAGAAAAAACAGCAUAGAGAACUUUUCCAAGGAUAAAGACAGUAUUUUUAAAUUACGAAACUUAUCUCGUAGAACUCCUAAAAAGCAUGGAUUGCAAUUCUCUCAGGAAAAUAUUGAAAACAUGAACUGUGAAAGAAUCAAUGAAGAUCAAGAAAACUCAGUUGAUAAUAGAGAAAUAAGUCAGAAAGAUAUUGAAGAAGUUUGGAGAUACAUUAUUCUGAACUACCUUCAAACCAUUUUAGGAGUGUCAUCCCUAGAAGAAGUCAUAAACCCAAAACAAGUGAUUCCUCAAUAUAUAAUGUACAACAUGACCAAUACAAGUAAACAUGGAGUAGUUGUACUACAAGACAAAUCAGAUGAUCUUCCUCAUUGGGUAUUAUCUGCCAUGAAGUGUCUAGCAAAUUGGCCAAGAAGUAAUGAUAUGAAUAAUCCAACCUACAUUGGAUUUGAACGAGAUGUAUUUAGAACAAUUGCAGAUUAUUUUCUAGAUCUCCCUGAACCUCUACUUACCUUUGAAUAUUAUGAAUUAUUUGUGAACAUUUUGGUUGUUUGUGGCUACAUCACAGUUUCAGAUAGACCCAGUGGGAUACAUAAAAUCCAAGAUGAUCUACAGUCUUCAAAAAUCCUUCACUUAAACAGUUUGAAUUCCUUCAAAUCAACUGAGUGUCUUCUUCUCAGUCUGCUUCGCAAAGACAAAAACAAAGAAGAAUCAAAUACUACUGAGAGACUGCAGAUAAGCGAUCACGGAUUUCAAGAAAAAUGUGUUAAGAAAGUGCAGCUAGUUGAUUUAAAAAACAGAAGAGCCAGUGCUAAUGACAUAAUAGGAGGAAGCUGUCAUAGUUUAAUAGGCUUAAGUAGUAUGCAUGCUUUAUCUUCUAAUAUCAAACCAAGGUGCUAUUCUUUAGAAGGAAUUAUAGAUUUGCCAGGGAGUUCAUGUAAAGAGGUCUCCAAUGUCAUCCAUCAAUCUAUUCUGAAUAUAGAAGGACAAAAUAAUAAACAGUUUUUAGAGUCUGAGAUCAAACAGGAAUCCAUAAUGAAUCUUCAUUCGGAGGAAAGUAUUCAAAAGCCACUCUGUGUUGGUUUUAAGAGAACCUCUACUAUGACUGUUCAAGACCAAGAGGAGUUAUAUAAUGGGAAAAGCAAGUCAAGACAGCUUUGUAGAUCUCAGAGUUUACUUUUAAGAAGUAGUACGAAGAGGAAUAGUUAUAUCAAUAUGCCAGUGGCUGAAAUUAUCAUGAAACCAAAUCUUGGACAAGACAGCACAAGUGUGCAAACAGCUAUGGAAGGUGAACAUGGAGAGUUUAGUGCCACAAUCAAUAAAAGACUCUGCAAAAGUACAGUAGAACUUUCAGGAAAUUCUUUACCUUCAGCCUCUUCUAUGUUGACUGGCACACAAAGUUUGCUGCAACCUCAUUUAGAGAGGGUUGCCAUCAAUGCACUACAGUUAUGUUGCUUGUUACUUCCCCCACCAAAUCGUAGAAAGCUUCAACUUCUGAUGCGCAUGAUUUCUCGGAUGAGUCAAAAUGUUGAUAUGCCCCAACUUCACGAUGCAAUGGGUACAAGAUCACUGAUGAUACACACGUUUUCUCGAUGUGUGCUAUGCUGUGCCGAAGAAGUGGAUCUUGAUGAGCUGCUUGCUGCAAGAUUAGUUUCUUUCUUAAUGGAUCAUCAUCAGGAAAUUCUUCAAGUACCCUCUUACUUACAGGCUGCAGUGGAGAAACAUCUUGACUACUUAAAAAGGGGCCUUAUUAAAAAUCCUGGAGAUGGACUGAUUGCUCCUUUGCCAACAUAUUCAUACUGUAUGCAGAUUAGUGCUCAGGAGUUUGAUGAACAAAAAGUUUCUACCUCUCAAGAUGCAAUUGCAGAACUUUUGGAGAAUAUUAUUAAAAGCAAGAGUUUGCCUUUAAAGGAGAAAAGGAAAAAACUAAAACAGUUUCAGAAGGAAUAUCCACAGAUAUAUCAGAAAAGAUUUCCAACCACGGAAAGUGAAGCAGCACUUUUUGGUGACAAACCUACAAUCAAGCAACCAAUGCUAAUUUUAAGAAAACCAAAGUUUCGUAGUAUGAGAUAAUAACUGAGUUACAAAUUAUAUAAUACUUAUGAAACUUAAGUAAAUAAAGCCAUAUCUAAGAAUCCAGCUACUUUUUAAAAAGGAAACCUGUUUAUUAUGUAGUUUUUUCCUAAACAAAGCACAUUGUAUAAGGAAGUGCCAAAAUAGUUUUUAUCAAUGUGAAAUUGCUAAGAAACUAGUGGAUCCCAACUGAGAGAAAAUAAUAAUAGAUGAUACCAGAUAUUUUAAUAGAAAUCAAUCUUUGUUUUUUUUAUAGAACUAUCUGGAAAAGCUAUCAUCGUGUGUACUAAAAUUAUAUUUACUUGAAUUUUAAAACUGACAUGUUCAGUAAAAUUAAGCUCUAAUUCUAUUUUCAAAAGAAAACUCAGCAUGUGUACAUAUGGAUAUUAGCUUAAAGAAUUAGUUGUGUAGAGUUACUUUUGUUUUUAAGAAUGUGAAGAAUAUUUGAAAACUCAAUGAAUUCUCAACUGCUAAAUAUUGCACUCAUUAUUUUUACUUUUGAUCUAUUUAUAUAUGUAUGUGUUUUUAAAAUGUGUAUAUAUAGACUUUGGUUUGCCUUAAAAAUGUAUCCUAAUUGCUUCAGUCAUCAUUUCUUUCAGUAAAUAUGUAAGACAAUCAUGUAUUCAUCCAUAAGAUAUUUAUUUAGCAACUACUACGAGCCUUUCAUUAUUUUAGGUAUGGAGAGACAAUGAUGAAUAACGUAAAACCUCUUCCCUUAAAGUAUUUUCUAAUUAAGGGAGAUACACCUAACAGAUACUUAAAAAUAACAAUACACCCACCCCCCAAAAAUCAAGUCAUGGGGAGUCCUUCAGCUGAAGACUGACCUCUUUGAUUAUGAGACAGUUCUCUAAGCUAGUAUUUUGUAUUUUUCAAACUGUUACAUAUUAGAAUCACCUGGAGAGCUUUUAGUAAUAUAUUCUUAGGCCCUACCUUAUAACAAUUAAAUCCAAAUUUUGAGGGGUGGUAUAUAGCAGCAAUUUUCAACCUUUUUCAUCUCAUGGCACACAUAAAUUAAUUAUAAUAUUCUUUGGCACACUGAAAAAUCUUAUUAUAUUUUUGCCAAUCUGACAAAAAGAAGGGUAUAAUUCUGAUUCAGUCACUCUGGACAGCUAUUGCUGUGUUGGCUGUUGUUUUUUUAUUUGACAACCUAAGGAAAGAGAGGUCAGUGCCCCUGACUAAAUAGUCAUAUAGUGCAUGUUUUAAAAGUUCUUACGGCAUACCGGUUGAAAAUAGGUGGUAUAUAGUAUAGGUAUCAGUAUUUUUCAAGUUUCUAUGUGAUUCCAGUAUUCAGCCAA
Myotis daubentonii (Daubenton's bat) is the source of this 3876-nucleotide messenger RNA. It is a transcript of the gene DEPDC1, whose product is annotated as DEP domain containing 1. NCBI's taxonomy places the organism in Eukaryota, Metazoa, Chordata, Mammalia, Chiroptera, Vespertilionidae. The record is from RefSeq and is a predicted model, not a curated record. Gene Ontology annotation, biological process: intracellular signal transduction. Gene Ontology annotation, cellular component: nucleus; transcription repressor complex.